AUGGUGCUCUUCAGCACAAGUUCUGGGGGCACUGGCUCCAGCCUGGCUAAAGCUGCUAUUAUUGUAGCUGGUGUGGCUUCUCUGGUGGCCUCACUUAUCUCGUUAUUGUCUAUCUGGCUACAGACUAAAAACUACCGAAAACCUCUCCUCCAGCGAUACGUCGUCAGAAUCCUUUUGAUGGUACCUAUAUUCGCGAUAUCAUCUUGGACGAGCAUAGUUUCGUUGAAGGCAGCAGCUUGGGUUUCGCCUGUUCGGGAUAUCUAUGAAGCGUUUACCAUUUACACCUUUUUCCAGCUUCUCAUCAACUUCCUCGGUGGGGAGAGAUCCCUCAUUAUAAUGACCCAUGGCCGUCCUCCAAUCCAACACACCUGGCCACUCAACCAGUUUCUUCCAAAGAUUGACAUUUCAGACCCGUAUACCUUCCUAGCUAUAAAACGAGGGAUCUUGCAGUACGCAUGGUUAAAGCCGAUACUUGCACUGAUUACCAUCAUUCUUAAAGCCACCGGUACGUUCCAGGAGGGGUACAUUGGGCUCUCGUCUGGGUAUCUUUGGAUCGGAAUUAUAUACAAUCUGAGCGUCACAAUCAGUUUGUAUUCGCUCGCAUUGUACUGGAUCAUUAUGCACGAUGACCUUAAGCCAUACAGACCGGUCCCGAAGUUUCUAAGUGUCAAGCUUAUUAUAUUUGCUUCCUACUGGCAAGGGUUCUUUCUAUCUAUACUUCAGUUUCUCGGUGCAAUCCCGCAUGGUCCAGAAGGUUAUACUCCUAACAACAUGGCGGCAGCAAUUCAGGAUCUACUAAUCUGCUGUGAGAUGCCUAUAUUUGCACUUAUGCACUGGUAUGCAUUCUCGUGGCACGAUUACGCGGACUCAUCCAUAUCCUCAGCUAGAAUGCCUGUUAAAUAUGCAAUUCGUGAUGCAUUCGGGGUAAAGGAUCUCAUCGAGGACACCAAAGAAACUUUCCGCGGCGAAAAAUACCAGUAUCGAUUUUUCGACUCAGAAACUAACGUCAUCGCCCACGAAGAGUCACGGUCACGCAUGGCCCGCGUGAUGGACGGCAUGCGGUACGAAAGAGGCGGGAAAGCCAAGUACUGGAUCCCCAAACCCAAGGAGGUAAACAGCCGGACACCACUCCUAGACCCCGGGUCGUCGUCCUCCCGAAGGGAGUCUCAGGCCAGCUCGAGUCGGACGAGGGACGAAUGCAAUCGGACAUAUGAUAUCGAAGAACCCACUCUUAACGAGGAUGAUGAAUUGUGCUUCACGAACGCACGCAAACUUGAAUUCGGGGACUGGAACUACCCCGUCAUCACGACAAACGAAGUAUACCGAGAACAAGUGUGGCAAAGACAGACGUCCCAGCCAUCUAUCAACUCAGGCCGCACAGCUUCAAGCGAAGGAAACAAGAUCAAACGGCCUGGUAACCGUCAAAGCAAACGCCAGCAGCGUCCCAACGACCGGCAACCAGGAUCAUCUAGUAACGCCAAAGCGGAUAAGGCCAAACAGCCAGCGGCUCUAACUAGAGAGUCAAGCCGAACCAGCGAGUCAAGCAGCGCCUCCCGCCAGCUUGCAGACCUGGUCGACGGUACGGACGAGGCCCCAGCGCAAAGAACAGGGGACCAGCUCCCUCGUGAUACCAGAACACGGGAGUAUACAGAUGAGCAACCGUCCAUGCACCCGGCACCACACAACACUAACGAGGUACCGCCACGGCUAAAUGGUAGCGAGAACCUUGCGCCUUCUAAUAAUAAUACACACCGUCGUUCAGACGGCUUCCAGCAUGACGGAUCCGGGCCAGGAACUGAGGGGUACAGCGGCGUUUUUGAUGAUGAACACGACGCCUGGAACACCUCUGGUGCAACCCGAUAG
Messenger RNA from Arthroderma uncinatum, 1863 nucleotides. RefSeq lists its product as uncharacterized. Gene Ontology annotation, molecular function: transporter activity. Gene Ontology annotation, biological process: transport. The record is from RefSeq and is a predicted model, not a curated record. The transcript has 7 exons. NCBI's taxonomy places the organism in Eukaryota, Fungi, Ascomycota, Eurotiomycetes, Onygenales, Arthrodermataceae. The coding region runs from base 1 to 1863 and encodes 620 amino acids.